UUCCUGUAAUAAAACUGUCUCCUAUGUGACAGGAUGAAGAUGAUCUUGAUGGUUCUGCUCGUGGUUCUGACCUCCUCUGUCUGUGUGAUGUCUGCUGGGAAAAAGACAGCGACCUUCUAUCAGGCAGAGGAGGACGAUGACAUCACCAUGGGAUGGGUCAGUCCCAUCAGAACUGACAUGUCUCUCACCAACAUGCGUUGUUUUCUGUGGUCAAACCCUUCAAAGCUUUUGUAUGAAAUGGUUAACAGCAUCGACGUCCCAGAGUCUCAGGAUCCACAGUUUGCAGGACGAGUCCAGUGUGACAAAGACGCCCUCAGAGACGGACAGAUCAGACUUCAUGUGUCCAGACUCAAGACUGAAGACUCUGGAAACUACUGGUGUGACCUGAAUACUAAUUAUGACAAGGUCACAGAGAGAUGGCUGCUGGUGACCACAGAACAUUUUGUCUUGAAUGUGACCUCUCGAGGAGAAAACAGAGGACAUAAGGAACACAACAUCAUCACACCAGCGUCAACUGAAGAUACUGAACACACAGCAGGAGGGCCGAAGAAGAAAGUGAAAUCACACGAUAUGAAUAAAGUUGCAACUGGUGCAGUUCUUUUAAUUGGUGCCAUAAUAUGUCUCCUCGGUGUAGCUCAAAGUUGUCUUUCAGCUCUCAUUCGUCGAUUUACUAAAGAUCAACAUCAGGACAGACCUGCAAUCAUUUAGGUGGUGAUGGAGAUCCAUACAGUUCAUCGUCUGAGCAGCUUUCAUCCAAAGCUGAUCCGAUGGGAGCACAUGUAAAUACUCUAACCCCUGGAUCACAAUGAUUUCUGAUCAAUAAUCAUCAUAAAUGAGAAUACAAUGACAUGGUGGAUGAAGUAUUGGAACAAUGUAGCAAGUUCAGAAAAUCACAUCAGUGUAAUGCUACUUUAAAACAUGGAAACUAAUACUGUAGUGGCUAAAUGCUAAUUAGCUUCACUUACUUAGUUCAUGAUUAAUACUGUUCAGCUAAGUUAUGCUAAAAACUUUGUGAUUUACUUUUACAUACUCCCUGUGCUUUAACUUGCAUAACAUUCGAAGUACACUGUAGUGGUAAGUAUGUAUUUCAUAUUCAGUACAAUACAUGUUGAUGGAGGUCAUCAGUCAUCCAGGUGAGAGUAAGUCUAAGCUCUGUGUCGUAAGCAACUGGACUUGUUUCAGUUUCUUCAAGAUGCUCCACCUCUCAUGCUUUUUCCGCCUCUCAGGCUUUUAAACCCGGUGUGGGAGUGCCAUUAAAUAGUAUGGGAGUGUCCUUACAGAGUGUGGGAGUGUCCUUAAAUGGCGUGGGAGUGUCCUUACAUCGUAUGGGAGUGUCCUUACAGAGUAUUUGAGUGUCCUUACAGAAUAAUUAAGGACACACGUGACCUCUGAGUCGUUAGGACCACAUGUGGGUCUUUGGUCCAACCGGCCUUCAUGUUGGUUGUUAUGGCCAGGUGAGCCUAGGUGUGAAUGGUUGUUCAGCUUAUAGGUCAUAAGUGAUGUGUCAGUAAAAGUCAGGUCUCAUCAUGUUGGACUGCAGCCGUCAGGUCAAAGUGCAGAUCGGUUCUAAAAGGAUCAUUGGAUUUGUUGUUUUUAUUUUUGUCUUUUAACUGAAUGUUUUAUCUUCUGCAAAGCAGUUCUGACUCUGUGAAGCAUUUAUUCUAACUUUGUGUUUAAACAUAAAAUGUGACUGUUGUAUAUGAUGCUGAAAUA
This is a messenger RNA of Acanthopagrus latus (yellowfin seabream), 1713 nucleotides long. RefSeq lists its product as uncharacterized. The transcript has 5 exons. Bases 34 to 708 code for a protein of 224 amino acids. The record is from RefSeq and is a predicted model, not a curated record. NCBI's taxonomy places the organism in Eukaryota, Metazoa, Chordata, Actinopteri, Spariformes, Sparidae.